AUGCCUCCACAAAUCAAGCAAGACCUCAAUCGCUCCGGAUGGGAGUCCACCGACUUCCCCUCGGUCUGCGAGACAUGCCUUCCCGAUAACCCAUACGUCAAGAUGCUGAAGGAAGACUACGGCUCCGAAUGCAAGCUCUGCACCAGGCCCUUCACCGUCUUUUCGUGGUCCGCUGAUCGCGCCCACGGCCGGAAAAAGCGCACCAACAUCUGUCUCACAUGCGCGCGCCUCAAGAACUGCUGCCAGACCUGCAUGUUGGAUCUCAGCUUUGGACUUCCUGUCGCCGUCAGAGAUGCUGCACUCAAGAUGGUCGCGCCCGGCCCCGGGAGCGAGGUCAACCGAGAGUACUUUGCGCAAAACAUGGAGAAAGAGAUCGAGGAAGGACGUGGAGGAACCGAGGAGUACGAGAAGACCGACGAGAAGGCACGCGAGCUGCUGCGGAGACUAGCGACGAGCAAGCCAUAUUUCCGGAAAGGCCGAGCGAUCGAGGAUGGCAGCGCAUCGUCCAGUGGCAAUCCCGCCGUGGGCGCUGGCGUCGGCGGCCCCGGUCCUAUUCGCACAAGAGAUUCGAAGGCAGCCAACGCCUCAGGCGCGGGCCCAAGAUCAGGGAACAGACGACCCUUCCCCGCCGCCUCACAAUUGCCGCCUGGCCCUCAGGACUGGUUACCACCCGCGGACAAGAACAUCAUGUCGCUGUUCGUAACAGGAGUGGAGGACGAUCUGCCCGAGUUCAAGAUUCGCGACUUUUUCAAGGAGCACGGAAAGAUCAAGAGCUUGAUCUGCAGCCACAUGUCGCAUUGCGCCUUCAUCAACUACGAGACAAGGGCAGGCGCUGAGAAGGCAGCGGAGACAUGCCAAGGCCGCGCAGUGAUAGCCGGAUGUCCCCUGAGGGUCAGAUGGAGUGUGCCCAAGGCAGUAGGCACCAUGACGAAGGAGCAGCGCGGCGAGAUGGCGAGGGACGGAAGAAGUGCUUUCGGAGAUACCAGGAAACAGAAGGCUAUCGAAGGGCGGCCAGGUCAGAAGGCUCUGACUCAGGGCGACGGUCAGCCGCAGGGACAGGAUGGUGCACAAAUGAACGUGAUUGCGGCACCCCCCGGUGCCAGCGACGUCAACUAUGCCAGUUUGGCAGGGGAAUAA
Molecule: messenger RNA, 1137 nt
Organism: Neoarthrinium moseri
Lineage: Eukaryota; Fungi; Ascomycota; Sordariomycetes; Amphisphaeriales; Apiosporaceae
Exons: 1
Coding region: 1-1137 (378 amino acids)
Cellular component (GO): Prp19 complex; U2-type catalytic step 2 spliceosome; U2-type catalytic step 1 spliceosome
Molecular function (GO): U6 snRNA binding; pre-mRNA binding
Source: RefSeq, a predicted model, not a curated record